UUUCAAUUUAAUCGAUUUAAAUUAAUUAAAUCAAAAAGAUUUCAAAUCAAAAUUAAUCAUUUAAUCGAUUACAACAAUUGACAAGAUCUAAAAAUAACCAAGAAAUCAUUUCAGAUGAAAAUAACCCCGGAAAAUUUUGUUACCAAGCGGCUACAAUUAAAUUUUAUUUAGUAAAUAAUUAGAACAAAGAAGCAUAGAAUAACGCUUUUUGUGUAGUUAAAAGAUAACGAGAUAAGUGUUCCUACAAAUAACGAGGCGAUUUCGGUUUAACCGAGGCAGUAUAAAGCGGGACGGAACGCUUUUAACGCUUCAGUUUUAAUACAACGGUGAACGCGAAUACACAAAAAUGAAAUUACCCACUUUAUUCAAAAGUGAUUCUUCGGUUUCCGACAUGUCCACACAUUCGAAACGUUCCAAAACCAAGCUACAACCCCUCGAACUCUUUGUUGGGAACAUUUCCGAAGAAUUAGAAGCUCCGUUAACAUCCGAAAUAGUCUUUAGAAAAAUUUGGAGGAUUCGUAAAUUCAAAAAAACAAUUUCACGAAGAGAAACUAUUGAUAGUCCAAAUUUCCGUUGCUCCGUCAAUGGGCUUACGACUUAUUGGAAUAUGUCGAUUCGUUUUUGGAAAGGCCCUAAUGGAAAAAAAGUAACUAAUCCGGUCGUUCUUUGUCUCAACUUAACGGGAUGCGAAACCGAAGAGAUUGGCCAAGCUCGAGUUCGAUUUCAAUUCGGCGUUUGGGACGCUUCGAUUAAACAUUGGGAGUGUUGCCCUAUUUCUAGCGUUGUUUUAAACUUGGAAAAUACCCACGAAUUGCACUCGAUCGGUUAUAAGACUUUAGGAAUUUUAGACAGACAUUUAGAUAGUGUAAAAGAUGUUAGUAUUAUGGUCAAAAUUCAAGUGAUUCAAAGCGACGAGGAAAAACAUAGUUUAUCCCAAGACUUUGCCCGAAUUUUAUCACUAGAAAACGAAGAACUCACCGAUACCAUCAUCGACACUAUGGGCGAAGAGAAACCAGAAACUUUAAAAGCACACAGUUUAAUAAUUCGUUCGAGAAGUGCGAUUUUAGCAAGAAAAUUACGCGAUUAUUCAGACCCCAACAACAAGAACAUUAAAUAUCGAUUAAAUUUAACGGAAAUAAACCAUCAAAUAGCUCAAGAACUCUUCAGAUACAUAUAUUCCGACAAAGUGGAUAAUGCGGAAGCUUGCGUUAAUAAAUUAUUACCGCUCUCAACGCGAUUUAAUUUGCCUGGUUUGACAACUUUGUGUGAACGGGUCCUUUUAGAAAAUUUAACUCCGAGCAACAUUGGGAAUAUUCUUUUAUUAGCCGAUCAAUGCGGUUGCGAAAACUUGAAAAAAGCCGCUUUACAUUAUUGCGAGGAAUCAGACGAGAUCAAAGAUAGUGUACAAAUCGGUAAAACGUUAGCAUGGAGAGUAAUGGAAAUGGUUAAUCCAGAUUUAUUUCUCGAAGCAUGCGAAAGCAUCGGAAGUUCCUCAAGCAAUUUAGACAGCCCUUCAACUCCCGGAUCGUUCAGCGAUUUUUAAUUAACAUUAAUUUGUUUUCUAUGAAAACUUUGAAAUGUUUAUAUUUUAAGAUGUUAACAUUUUAUAAGAUUUUUUAAACUCUUUCAAUAUCCAUGUCUAUUUAUUUUUAUACUAUUUAUUAUGUAAUAUUAAGAGAAUUUUAUGAAAAUAAAAUAAUAAAAAGAAUUUAGCGACAUCUCUUAUUCAACAGCGGAAUUAAUCAACAAGCAAUAUUGAUUUUAGUUUAUGUUCGAUCGUAAUCAGAGAUAAUAUAAGGAUCGUAAUGCAAUGUAAUGUAAUGUAAAACGAUAAUAAUAAUCAUAUUACAAUCUUAA
Molecule: messenger RNA, 1857 nt
Organism: Onthophagus taurus
Lineage: Eukaryota; Metazoa; Arthropoda; Insecta; Coleoptera; Scarabaeidae
Product: TD and POZ domain-containing protein 5
Molecular function (GO): protein binding
Source: RefSeq, a predicted model, not a curated record